GAGCCAUCUCACUUGCCGUACCGGGGCGGGGUACGAGUACAACAGCUAGCUGCAUCUUUAUAGACAUCAACAAUAGCUGUGUCCACUGAAGUUUAUGUAAUUUUGAGAGCUGCCAUAUUUCGCGCGUAUACUCUCUGAACCUCCUACGCAUCUUAUCAGUAUAUGUUUUAAUUAAAUUCACCAGUUUCCUGGAAUAAUUUCCACCUUUCCACUUUUAUUUGCUGGCACAAAUGCUAAUAUUAGCUAGCUAACCUGUCAUAACUUGCAACAGAUACUCGUGCUAAAGGUCUGCGAGAAUGGCUCUAUCGGAGACGGAGAAUGGGUUUUCCGGUGGUGAAGGAGGAGGAGAGGCGGACGCUAUUGUCCAGACUUGUGUGCUGGGCAGCUUCAGUGAGAGAGGCGAGACCACAGCCCUCAUCUCCAGCCUGUCGGAGGUCCACGGAGACCUGGGGCCAAGGGAGUCUACUACAGAGAGGUUCCUAGUAAUAAUGAACAGAUAUCAAGAGCAGCCUCAUCUGCUGGACCCUCAUCUAGAAUGGAUGUUAAAUAUGAUACUGGACUUUAUAAGGAGUGAAAAGUCUCCACCUUCAUUGGUUCAUUUGUGUUUCAAGUUCCUCUACAUAAUCUGCAAGGUCAGAGGCUACAAAAUUUUCAUGCAGCUUUUUCCUCAUGAGGUGGCCGAUGUCCAGCCAGUUCUGGACCUGAUGUCCAGACAGGAUCCCAGUGACUCUGAGACUUGGGAAACCCGGUACAUGUUGUUGUUAUGGCUGUCUAUGACCUGCCUCAUACCCUUCGAUCUUUCUCGUCUGGAUGGCCACCUCGAGUCAGAUGGUGGUAAGGCUAGAGAGCCUAUCAUGGAUCGCAUUCUAGCUAUUGCCAAGUCUUAUCUAGUUGUGAGCGACAGUGCAAGAAAUGCUGCAUCUGUAUUGGUAUCCAAGUUCAUGACUCGCCCUGAUGUGAAACAGAAGCGCCUCGGAGACUUUUUGGACUGGAAUCUAGCCACUAUAUCCCAGACCAAUGAUCAUUCAUUAAGAAACAUUGUGGUGUUGGAUGGUGCUCUGCAGUCUCUGGCAAAGCUCUUCAAACAUGGAAAACGAGAUGACCUCUUGCCGUAUGCUCCUGCAGUUCUACAGUGUCUGGAAAAGAAGCAUCUGUCAGAGAGCAGCGAGGCCAUGCUGAGGAAGCUUGGUGUCAAAUUAACCCAGAGGCUCGGCCUUACCUUCUUAAAGCCCCGUUUGGCCGCUUGGAGGUAUCAGAGAGGCAGCCGAUCCUUAGCAGCAAACCUUUCCAUGUCCCAGUCAGCUGCAGCCAGUACUGGUGCGACCUCUGAAGUGGAGACAAAAGAACAGGAGGAGGACUACGACAUUCCCGAGGAAGUGGAGACCGUCAUUGAACAUCUGCUGUUGGGACUGAAAGAUAAGGAAACUAUCGUGCGCUGGUCUGCAGCAAAGGGCAUUGGGAGGGUGACUGGGCGGCUUCCCAAGGAGCUGGCAGAUGAGGUGGUUGGAUCAGUGCUGGACUGCUUCAGCUUCCAGGAAACGGACAACGCUUGGCAUGGAGGCUGCCUGGCACUUGCUGAACUGGGUAGAAGAGGACUGCUGCUGCCUUCCAGACUGACAGAUGUUGUGCCACUUAUUAUCAAGUCCCUAAUCUACGAGGAAAAGAGAGGAGCGUGCAGUGUUGGUUCCAAUGUGCGUGAUGCUGCCUGCUACGUCUGCUGGUCUUUUGCGAGGGCUUAUGAACCCAAGGAGCUCGAACCUUUUGUCACUCAGAUUGCCAGUGGUUUGCUGAUCACAGCUGUGUUUGAUCGAAAUGUUAACUGCCGCAGAGCUGCGUCUGCUGCCUUCCAGGAGAAUGUCGGCAGACAGGGGACAUUUCCUCAUGGUAUUGACAUCUUAACAGCAGCUGACUACUAUGCAGUUGGUAAUCUCAACAACUGCUACCUGAACAUCAGUGUCUAUAUAGCAGGUUUCCCAGAGUACACCAAAUCCAUGAUCGACCAUUUAGUAGCUAUGAAGAUCAACCACUGGGAUGGUAUGAUUCGAGAGCUUGCCACUAAAGCUCUCCACAACUUGACGCCUCAAGUGCCUGAUUAUAUGGCAGCAACAGUUUUACCGCAGCUGUUGAAAAUGGCCGUGGGUAUUGAUCUCCAUGGCCGGCAUGGAGCCAUCCUGGCUUGUGGGCAGAUCACACAUGCUCUGUACAAAGUGGGCCUUCAAACCAACAGGACUGUGGUGGACAUGAUUUCCCCAGAAUGUGUGGAUGCCUUAAAGAACAUUUACCAAAUGCUACACGACCGAAAACAGUACAGGGGGUUUGGUGGAGAGCUGAUGAGACCAGCAAUUUGUAGUCUUAUAGAAAAGCUGUCCCUGUCCAAAAUGCCUUUCAAGAACGACCCCAUCAUUACUGGCUGGCAGUGGAUUAUAGACGACACCAUAAAGACUCUUCAUCUUGUUUCCAGUGGAGCAAAGGAUGGCAUUUUGGCUGCACUUGUAUCAGCCUUGUCUGCCUUGUGUGAGGAGUACUACCAGGCCAGUCCAGGCCAGGCUGACCCACAAAUGCAAGAUGCUCUGGUGUCUCAGUACACUGAAGGGCUUAACAAUCCACAGAUGCUCACUCGUUGCGGAUCUGCCCUGGCCCUUGGCUGUCUGCCAAAAUUUAUGAUCCAUGGCAAAUUGAAGCAGAUCAUUGAAGGCCUCCGGCAGAUGUGCGCUGAAACCCAGAAGGAAGGGACUUUUACAGAGGCGAGGAAAGAUGCAAUCACAUCAAUAGCUCAAGUGAGUGUGAAAGCAGGCGCUUGUGCUGAAGGCUCUCCGGACUCUACCCUGUGCUCUGCGAAUGUAGACGAGGUGUAUGGCACUCUCCUCUCCAGUAUGAUUGAUUACACAACGGACAGCAGAGGGGAUGUCGGAGCCUGGGUCAGAGAGGCGGCAAUGACUAGUCUGAAGGAUGUGACUAUGCUGGUGGCUAGCAGUGCUCCAGAAAUCCUUUCACCAGACAUGGUGAAAUGUAUGAUGUGCUGCCUGGCCCAGCAAUCUGCAGAGAAGAUUGAUCGCUACAGAGCCCACGCUGGCACCAUCUUCCUUCACCUCCUUCACAGCACAGAGCCUGUAGUACCUAACAUUCCCCACCGAGAGGAGUUGUUGGGCAUUUUCCCUGUUGAGACCACAACCACUCUGAACUGGAAUGCUCCAUCUCACGCUUUCAAGUAUAUCGCCCAGCUGCUGGGAUUGCCCGAGUAUCAGUACCACACCCUGCUGGGGCUCACAGUGUCUGUGGGAGGAAUCACAGAGUCCACAGUGCAUUUCUCUUCCCAGUCUCUGUUUGACCAUCUUAAAUUGAUUCAGAGCGAUAGUGCUGCUCUGGGACAAUUUGGAGAAACUUUGCUGAGGAUCUUCAGAGACAAUCUUCACAAUGACAGAGUGUCCGUUUCCUUUCUUAAGAUGCUCAAUCAGAUUCUUGCUAACAACUGCUUCGAAAUAUUCACCACGCAAGAGAAUCAUCCGUUCUGUGUGGACCUUUUGGCCCUUUGCAAAGAAUUCAAGAAGUCUAAAGACAUUUCCAAGCUGCGAGCAUGUAUAUCAGUUUUAUGUGGGCUGAUCCAGUUCCAAGGUGAGGUGAGAAAGAAGGUUUUGUCCCAGCUGCUGCUGCUGCUCUGCCAUUCAUUUCCUGUGAUAAGAAAGACCACAGCCAGCCAGAUGUAUGAGAUGCUUCUGACCUACGAUGAUGUUGUUGAUCCAGAGGUGUUGGAUGAUGCCAUGACUUUGCUAAGUGACACUAACUGGGAAAGCGACCUUGCCACAGUUCGGCCACACAGGAAUCAGCUUUGCGACUGGUUAGGAGUCCCCAGGCCACAACCAGUUACAAAGCAGGGCCCUGUCCAGGUUUCCUGAUCACUCACAGGAAAUGAAGAACAUCCCGUGUUAGGUAGCCCUUCCAUUUACCAAUAAAACACAUGGAAACAGCUGGAAACAGUCAAAAUACAAUAAAUGUAUAAACGAAAUUA
This is a messenger RNA of Oreochromis niloticus (Nile tilapia), 4006 nucleotides long. It is a transcript of the gene tbcd, whose product is annotated as tubulin folding cofactor D. The record is from RefSeq and is a predicted model, not a curated record. NCBI's taxonomy places the organism in Eukaryota, Metazoa, Chordata, Actinopteri, Cichliformes, Cichlidae. The transcript is spliced from 39 exons. Gene Ontology annotation, molecular function: beta-tubulin binding; GTPase activator activity. The coding region runs from base 297 to 3893 and encodes 1198 amino acids. Gene Ontology annotation, biological process: tubulin complex assembly; adherens junction assembly; microtubule cytoskeleton organization. Gene Ontology annotation, cellular component: lateral plasma membrane.